Coprinopsis cinerea okayama7#130 is the source of this 1529-nucleotide messenger RNA. Its product is annotated as sugar transporter. Gene Ontology annotation, biological process: transmembrane transport. The record is from RefSeq and is a predicted model, not a curated record. The transcript is spliced from 12 exons. Gene Ontology annotation, molecular function: transmembrane transporter activity. The coding region runs from base 21 to 1529 and encodes 502 amino acids. Gene Ontology annotation, cellular component: membrane. Lineage: Eukaryota; Fungi; Basidiomycota; Agaricomycetes; Agaricales; Psathyrellaceae.
CAUCUCCCUGGUCAGUCAUAAUGUCUUCUGGUCCAAUUAACUCCAGCGAUCCCGAGAAGGGGGCGCACUGCACUCAACCCACUGGUUCCGUUCACGAUUCCGUGAGCGGGGGAGAAAAGUCGUCAUCGAUCUCCCAGAAUAUCGAGGAAGGCAAAGAUGCAGAGUUUGGAGGCACUGAGGCAAGAAAGAAGCUCGAGAAACGGUUCCUGCUGAAACUGGACCUCCGAAUGAGCAUCUUGAUCUUGAUUUACAUUCUGAAUUAUAUUGACAGAAACAAUGCAGCAGCCGCCCGAUUGCAGGGGUUUGAAGAGGAUCUUGGGUUGCAAGGCCAGCAGUUCGCGACUCUUCUCUCCAUCCUCUAUGUAGGAUACAUUAUCAUGCAGAUUCCAUCGAACAUGUUCCUAAAUUGGAUCGGAAAGCCGAGCUUGUACCUGCCCUUUUGCAUGGCUUUAUGGGGUGCCAUCUCCUGUUUGACGGGAAUAACGCACAACUUCGUGGGUGCGCUCCUGACAAGGUUCUUCCUCGGAUUCGUUGAAGCGGCCUUCUUCCCUGGUGCAUUGUUCCUGCUGUCCAAAUGGUACAAGCGGGACGAGCUUGGACUCCGAACAGCUAUUCUAUAUUGUGGCAACAUCAUAAGCAACGCAUUCGGAACCCUGAUGGCAUCGGGAAUCCUGAGCGGUAUGGAGGGAAAGCUUGGGCAUGCGGCAUGGAGGUGGCUCUUCUAUAUCGAAGGCGCUGUUACAAUUGCAGUAGCAAUAAUUGCCGUUUUUGUCCUGCCAGAUUUUCCAACGACGACGAAAUGGUUAUCGCCGCAAGAACGUGCGUUGGCCAUCCGGAGGAUGGAGGAAGACGCAGGGGUCGGCGAUGAAGACCAGACAGAGGGACAAGGUAACGGACUGUGGCUCGCAGCCUCUGAUUGGAGGGUCUGGUGGAUUGCAGUGGCCCUGACAUCGCAAGUUGUUGCAUUGUCGUUCAACGCGUAUUUCCCGACUUUGACUGCGACGCUGGGGUACAAUCGGACCGUGACCCUACUCCUCUGUGCACCUCCAUUCGCCUUUUCUGCGCUGGUCUCCUUCGGCAAUAGGCAUUCGGAUCGGGUCCAAGAACGGUUUUAUCACGCUGUGGGGUCCUUUGGGGUAGGGAUAAUCGGGUUCAUCAUUGCAGUGUCUACUAUGAACACUGCAGCCCGAUACAUCUCCUUAUUCCUGAUGGCCCAGUCGUACGCCGGUUUCGUGGUGCUGUACGCAUGGAUUAGCAACUCGUUCCCGCGUCCGCCGUCGAAACGUGCUGUAGCACUUGCACUGAUAAACGCGUUUUCGCAGCUAGGAAACAUUGCCGGGUCGUAUGUGUGGCCGUCGGCAUGGGGGCCGACGUACCGCAAGUCGUAUGGAAUCUGCAUUGCGACGUCGGGGGCAGCGAUAGUUAUGUGUUGGCUGUUCAAACAGGAGCUACUGAGGCAAAAUAAGAAACUGGAGGAAGUGGAAAAGGAGAAGGGAGGGAAGAGCCGGGGAUUCCGGUACAUAGUGUGA